AUGAAGUGGAAAGAGCGUGUAGCCGACCUACAAAGAGAUAAGAUAAAUGAGAUAAUGGCUAGAGAACCGAAUGGUAAGUUUUACGGUGACCCUAGCAUUUUUCAAAUUCCUUGCUACAUUAGCUCAAACUGUUUUGAGGAUACCUACAUAGACCUUAGAGCCACAUCCAAUAUCUUACCCAUAGGAAUUUAUAAGAAUAAUUUGAAGAAAUAUAAAGAUAGGGUUAGAUGGGAAGAUUUAGAAAUUAGUAGAAACAACUUUGGUGGAAGUUCUAAAUAUGUGGACAAGCCUAUGAAGGAUAAUUGGUCUCAGCAUGCCAAAAUACAUGAUAAUAUUUCAAACCAAGAUAAAUUCUUGAAAUCCAGUUUCCUUUUUUCCUUGUCAACACAAAAACCAUGUGCUGACGGAGCAAUGUCAGCAGCUGUAAGAUCGUUGUCUAGCCAAAUUGAAAAUGUUUCAAGCUCACAUCCCCUUGCUGACAAGGCCUGGCAAGCUCUUUCCAACCUUAAAUUGUCUUCUAAAAAGUAUAUCAAACCUGGUAAAAGCCGGCCACUGGCUAAUAAUGGUGCUACAACCUUCUUUCAAGACGUUAGAAGGCCUACUCAACAAUAUUCCUCUAAUAUAUAUGGCAAAAAUUUGGGACAAACUCAAGCAGACUGUUCCAGCGGGAUUAGGAUCCAAUAUAGUGAGUCGAGACACAUGAACAAUGAGUUUGAAGCAGCCGCUACUUCUGUGGCUGAAGCUGUAAGAUUUGGAGGAGCACCUAAUGGGAGCUUUGCAUUAAAUUCCAUGGAUGCCACUUCUAGAAAUAUGAAAAGCUCAUACGGCAAUGCCACCAGUUCAGGCCAUGGCAUAGACAACCAUACCAAAUAUGCAAGCCUUAACGGGGUUCAGGAGGCCAUUCCUGGGGACAUUGAUGAUUUUGAUGCUAUACUUGAGAAUCUUGAUGUGGAUAAAAUAAUUAGCCAACAUUACCAAUCAGCUAGCACACCACAGUCAGCAGUCUUAAACUUUCCACAUGUCACUCCAGCUGUAUGUCACAGUGUUGCUAGACAUGAUGACAGAAAUUUGCCUCCAGAACUAUAUAUGGACUGCAGUCAUGGUUUUAAGCUGGGACUUUGUCCAGAUGCUUCAAACCAUUUACAAAUAAUGAAGGACAAGCUCAUUUCCAUAUCAAAUGAUCUGCUUGACAAUGUUGAUCUAAAUUCCAGCCAAAUAGAAAAGCUUCGUGAAGAUAGGCAAAUGUUGAAUAAGCAAAUUCAACAGCUUGAGAAACGUCUUCAAUUUAGUUCGCCUGCUGAUAAUGUACCCAGAUCAAGCUUUGCUGUACAUACUACAAGCACAGAUUUUCAGUAUGAAACUCAUUCAUUUGCCUCGAGGGUUGACCCCAAGAGACUUGAUGAUCAGUUUUACAUGCAUAACGAGGCAAAUGGACCUAGUAGAUGGAACUCAUCAUCAGCGUCAUAUUCCUCAAAUGGUAAUAUUAGUAUUUCUUCAGCACCUAUAGAGAGAGAACUGUACAUUCGAAAGUAUGCGGAAGUCAAUUAUAUUGAAGGUUCAGAUGACAAGAACUGGAGUAAGCGAGAUUUCCCAUGGACCAAGAAGUUGGAGAUUGAUAAUAAGAAGGUUUUUGGUAAUCACUCUUUUCGACCUAAUCAAAGAGAGGUGAUCAAUGCAACAAUGAGUGGAAAGGACGUUUUUGUUUUAAUGCCAACUGGAGGUGGAAAAAGCUUGACCUAUCAGCUUCCUGCUCUUAUAUGUCCUGGUCUGACAUUGGUAAUUUCACCCCUUGUUUCUCUGAUCCAAGAUCAAAUAAUGCAUCUUUCGCAGGCAAACAUUCCUGCUACUUACUUAAGUGCGAAUAUGGAGUGGACUGAGCAACAAGAGAUACUAAGAGGAAUUUGCUCAGAUAGCUGCAAUUACAAGCUGUUAUAUGUCACCCCAGAGAAAGUGGCUAAAAGUGAUUUUUUGCUGCGGCAGUUGGAUAACUUGCAUGCACGGGAGUUGCUAGCUAGAAUCGUCAUCGACGAGGCACAUUGUGUGAGCCAGUGGGGGCAUGAUUUCAGACCAGAUUAUCAGAGUCUUGGUAUAUUGAAGCAGAAGUUUCCAAAAGUACCCGUAUUGGCUUUAACUGCCACUGCUACCGCCAGCGUUAAAGAGGAUGUUGUGCAGGCUCUUGGUCUGGUUGACUGUGUCAUUUUUCGCCAAAGUUUUAAUCGCCCAAAUCUAAGGUUUUCGGUCCGUAAGAAAAAAAAAUGUAUAGAGGAUAUUGACAAAUUCAUUAGGGAUACUCAUUAUGAACAAUGUGGAAUCAUUUAUUGUCUUUCGAGGAUGGACUGCGAAAAAGUUGCUGAGAAGUUGAAGGAGCGUGGGCACAAAGUAGCAUUUUACCAUGGUUCAAUGGAACCUGAUGUACGUGCCUCAGUUCAAUAUCAGUGGAGUAAAGAUGAGAUUAACAUAAUAUGUGCAACUGUGGCAUUUGGAAUGGGAAUUAACAAACCUGAUGUUCGGUUUGUUAUUCACCACUCUCUUCCUAAAUCAAUUGAGGGGUAUCACCAGGAGUGUGGCCGCGCAGGUAGAGAUGGGCAGAAUGCUUCAUGCAUAUUGUAUUACAGUUACGGUGAUUAUCUCCGGGUCAAGCAAAUGCUUAGACAUGGGACUGUAGAGCAAAGUUCCUUCGCGUAUGGACAACCUCGUACAAGUUCCACAAACUCAGGAAGGCUGGAGACAAAUUCUGAGAACCUUCUACAAAUGGUUAGCUACUGUGAAAAUGAUGUUGACUGCAGACGUUUUCUACAGCUUGUUCAUUUUGGUGAAAAGUUUAAUUCUUUCAACUGCGGUAAAACAUGUGACAACUGUUUGAAUUCUCAAACUCUUGUAGACAAGGAUGUCACUGGGAUAGCAAAGCAAUUGGUUGAUUUGGUGAAAUCAGUCUGCCAGAAAUUCUCAGCAGCUCACAUCUUGGAUGUCUACAGAGGUUCCACGAGCCAAAAUGUAAAAAAAAACAAGCAUGAUAAAUUAUGCUUGUAUGGAUCUGGAAAGCAUUUAGCUAAGGGAGAAGCUUUACGAGUGUUACGUCAUCUUGUUGUUGAUGGGAUACUUGUGGAGGAUGUAAAGAAAAGUGAUCUCCAUGCAUCUGUAUCAUCAGUUUUAAAAGUGAAUGAAAAAAAGGCGGGCAGUUUACUUGCAGGUCGGCAUAACAUAACUCUAAGAUUUCCGUCUUGUGAAAAAGCUUCGAAGCAAUUCAAAAAAGGUGCAACUUCAGCAAGAGGAUCUUUAACAUCAUUAAAGCAAAUUCCCGUGCUAGUGGAUACUCCUAAUCUUGCUUCUGAUCAAGCUCAAGACAGUACGCUUUCAGCGAAUUUAUAUACAGCUUUGCGACAGCUUCGCACUCAUCUUGCUGGGCAAGAAAAGGUCAUGGCACAUCAUAUAUUUAGGGAUACAGCCCUACAUAGUAUAAGCAAAAAUAUCCCCAGAACUAUUAAAGAGCUCCUUGAGGUUCCUGGCAUUGGCAAGGUUACAGGAAACAAGUUCGGAGAUAUAAUUUUGGAAACCAUUGAGAAUACCAUUAAAGAGUACAAUGAUAGCGCCCAACCUAAUUAUAGUGAAAAUAAUCAUAACUCAAACGUAAACAUUGGUUCCUUUGCCUUCAAGAGGCAACCGUCUUUGAGAGUUGGCAUUGGCAGCAGCGGCGAUAGUUCUGAUUCUGUAAAGAGAAGAAGAAACACAAGUAAAGAUCCAUACGAGGAUCCAAGAGAUGAAGAUGAUAUCAUUGCAAGCACUGCACGUUCAAAGAAGAGGGUAUUGGAGACGCCGAAUCCAGAUGCUGACCCUGUCGACUAUUUUGAUGAAAUUCCUUUUGAGGAUCUGCAUUUCUAUGAUGUUGGGCCAAAUACUUCAAAUUUAACUACUGAACAGUAUAGUGGAGGAGGGGUACCAUCUUGGUAAAUGGUGAAAGAAUUCUGCAUAAAUUUCAUUCAAGAUCCAAGAAAGUAUAUGCUUGCUUUCUCUUAUUAUAGGAAAUCUGUACAGCUGAUGUUCCAUUGUUAUAAUGGUCAUAUUUAUGUAGUAAAAUUGUUGGUAGCAACUAGCAGGUAUCUAGUGAUAGCCUCUACAAUUCCUUAGUUCUCAUGCUUCCGGAAAAACGAACAUGACACUUUCCUCUGAUCUUGUAUGUAAGUUUUGUAAUUUUGUAA
This is a messenger RNA of Erigeron canadensis, 4196 nucleotides long. Its product is annotated as ATP-dependent DNA helicase Q-like 4A. NCBI's taxonomy places the organism in Eukaryota, Viridiplantae, Streptophyta, Magnoliopsida, Asterales, Asteraceae. The transcript has 25 exons. The record is from RefSeq and is a predicted model, not a curated record. Gene Ontology annotation, biological process: double-strand break repair via homologous recombination; DNA replication. Gene Ontology annotation, molecular function: ATP binding; 3'-5' DNA helicase activity; nucleic acid binding. The coding region runs from base 1 to 3948 and encodes 1315 amino acids. Gene Ontology annotation, cellular component: nucleus; cytoplasm; chromosome.